Messenger RNA from Oryctolagus cuniculus (rabbit), 5402 nucleotides. Lineage: Eukaryota; Metazoa; Chordata; Mammalia; Lagomorpha; Leporidae. The record is from RefSeq and is a predicted model, not a curated record.
GCCGCGCGGGACCAUGUGAACCGCCUGCUCCGGGACGCGCAUUGUCUGCCCCGGAGCCGCGCCACAAAGGAGCCGGGCCGGACGCUAAGAUGGCUGCGGGGUCCCGGCGGGCGUGAGCGGGCGCGGCGCCGGAGCCAUGUCGUUCGCGCUCGAGGAGACGCUCGAGUCGGACUGGGUCGCCGUGCGGCCUCACGUGUUCGACGGGCGCGAGAAGCACAAGUUCGUCUUCAUCGUGGCCUGGAACGAGGUGGAGGGCAAGUUCGCCAUCACCUGCCACAACCGCACGGCGCAGCGGCAGAGGAGCGGCUCCCGGGAGCAGGCCGCCGCGCGGGCCGGCGGGGCCGAGGCCGACGGGGCCCGCGGCCAGGGCGGCGGCGGCCAGGGCCGGCCCGCGGCGCCCGCCGCCGCCGCCGCCGCGGCGCCGCUCCGCAGCCCCGGGCCCCGGCGCGGCGCGGCCUGUCCGGAGGCCGGCCCUCGCGGGGCCCCGGCGUCCACGGUGCGCGUGGUGGGCGCCUCCGGGGCGGCCUCGGAGGAGAUCGAGGUGCUGGAGCUGGUGCGUGACGACGAGGCGGACGCGGCGCCGCCGCCCGCCGCCGAGCCGGAGCCCGCGGCCGAGGAGUGCAGCUGGGCCGGGCUCUUCUCCUUCCAGGACCUGCGCGCCGUGCACCAGCAGCUGUGCUCGGUGAACUCGCAGCUGGAGCCGUGCCUGCCGGUGUUCCCCGAGGAGCCGUCGGGCAUGUGGACCGUGCUGUUCGGGGGCGCGCCCGAGAUGACCGAGCAGGAGGUGGACGCGCUGUGCUACCAGCUGCAGGUGUACCUGGGCCACGGGCUGGACACCUGCGGCUGGAAGAUCCUCUCGCAGGUGCUGUUCACGGAGAGCGACGACCCCGAGGAGUACUACGAGAGCCUGAGCGAGCUGCGGCAGAAGGGCUACGAGGAGGUGCUGCAGCGGGCGCGGAAGCGCAUCCAGGAGCUCUUGGAUAAGCACAAGAACACAGAGAGCAUGGUGGAGCUUCUGGACCUGUACCAGAGGGAAGACGAGGCCUACAGCAGCCUUGCGGAAGCCACGACCGAACUCUAUCAGUAUUUACUGCAGCCGUUCCGAGACAUGAGAGAGCUGGCCAUGCUGAGAAGACAGCAGAUCAAGAUCUCCAUGGAGAAUGAUUAUCUGGGACCCCGAAGAAUCGAAAGUCUCCAGAAAGAAGACGCAGACUGGCAGCGGAAGGCGCACAUGGCUGUGCUGUCCAUCCAGGACCUCACUGUCAAGUAUUUUGAAAUAACUGCUAAAGCACAAAAAGCGGUGUAUGACCGGAUGCGAGCCGACCAGAAGAAGUUUGGCAAAGCCUCGUGGGCGGCCGCAGCCGAGCGCAUGGAGAAGCUGCAGUACGCUGUCUCGAAGGAGACGCUGCAAAUGAUGCGAGCGAAGGAGAUCUGCUUGGAGCAGAGGAAGCGCGCGCUGAAGGAGGAGAUGCAGAGUUUGCAGGGUGGCCCGGAAGCCAUUGCCCGCCUGGACCAGUUGGAAGCGGAUUAUUACGACCUGCAGCUUCAGUUGUAUGAAGUGCAGUUUGAAAUCCUCAAGUGUGAGGAGCUCCUGCUAACGGCUCAGCUGGAGAGCAUCAAGCGGCUCAUCUCCGAAAAGAGAGACGAAGUGGUGUACUACGACACGUACGAGAGCAUGGAGGCCAUGCUGGAGGAGGAGGAGCUGAGGGGGCAGAGGGAGGAGCUGCAGAAGCUGCAGCAGAAGGCGCGCCAGCUGGAAGCCCGCCGCGGCCGCGUCUGCGCCAAGAAAGCCUACCUCAGAAACAAAAAGGAAAUUUGUAUUGCAAAACACAAUGAAAAACUCCAGCAGCGCUUUCGGGGUGAGGAAGAGUGUGCAGCCCAUCACGCCGUGCAGCUGAAAAGGGAGAAAUUACAUGAUGAAGAAGAAAGAAAAAGUGCCUGGGUCAGCCAGGAGAGGCAGAGGACGCUGGACAGGCUGCGCAGCUUCAAGCAGAAGUACCCUGGGCAAGUCACGCUGAAGUCCACCAGGCUGCGGCUGGCUCACGCCCGCAGGAGGGGCACGCCCAGCGCGGGGCUCCGCGAGGACACGGGCACCCCGGGCCCGGUGGGGACUGCAGAGGAGCAGGCUGGGGCGCAUGCGCAGCCCCGCAGCCUCCCGGACACGCCCCCAGCACCACUUGAAGCCACCUCAUUACCUCUCAGCACAGAGACCUCGACCUCGGAACCGCCUCCCGCCCUCUCCCUCCCACUGCUGGACGGAGGCCCCCAGCCACCUCCCAGCGCCCUAGAUCCGCUCCCACCCCCUCUCCACACCUACGAGGAAGCCAGAGACAGCACCCCGGGGCCUCCGGAGGAAGGGCCGCCCGCGAGGGAGCAGCCCGGCGAGCGGGGCCCGGGGCCCACCAGCGCGCCCUCCGCGCGCCUCCUGGACAGCAGCCAGCUGCUGAGCGCCCGCAGGAAGCUCCGCAAGACGGCCGAGGGCUCGCCCCGGCGCAGAGUGAGCUCGCCCAUGGACGAGGUGCUGGCCUCCCUGAAGCGCGGCAGCUUCCACCUGCGGAAGGUGGAGCAGCGGCCCCCGGCGCCAUUCCCCGACGAGGACGACGGCAACAACAUCCUGGCGCAGAUCCGGAAAGGGGUGAAGCUGAAGAAGGUGCAGGGGGGCGUGCUGCGGGAGCCCUUCACGCUGCUGCCCGACGCCGACCCCCUGACGCGCAGCAUCCACGAGGCCCUGAGGAGGAUCAAAGAGGCGUCCCCCGAGUCGGAGGACGAGGAGGAGGCCCUGCCCGGCGCCGACUGGGAGAACUGACAGGUGACUUUCCCAGAAAAGGAAGACACCCGCAGGCGAAGGUGUGUUCUGAAUCUUCGGGAAAACGAGUUUGUGCUCCCGGCUCGGCCUCCCUUAGCUCCAGAGAGCGCUGUCCUGGGCUGAGACAGGACCCACGCCGGCGCGUCUCGCACAGCAGAGGAAGGCCUGGACGUUCCGCGCCUUCCCCCCCGCCCCCCACCCGGCGCCGGGAGCGCACUGGGUGGUCAGCAGGAUUGGGACCACUGGGGGUCCCGGCCACACUUGGCUGCUGCCCCCUCGGCUCAGAGCCACUCAGCACGGGCCGCAGCAGCCCUCCCCGGAGAGCGGACGGGGACGCCCGUGAAGCUGCAGCGGACCCCCACGCGUGGGUGCUCCUCGAGGGCCACAGUCUCCACUUUGUAAGCUUUUGAAGUCUAGAAACUUCCUUUUCAUAGCUCUUUAUAGCACUUGGAUCUGACGUGCAUCUUGUCGGAGAAGCAAUACCGUCGCGCUCUGAAGCGUCUGUCCUCUGUCUCUGAACUGUCGCUUGGUGACGUCACGCCUGACUCGCUGCGGUCGGGUUCAGUGGGGCCGCGCCUCGCGUUGGAGCAGGCACCAGUCCGCGCUUGGGUGUCCUGCUCCGUGCACACAGGCAGACCAGCCUCGGGCCAGCAUUUCACUGUGCCAGAGGCUGUGGACGGAUUGCAGAAGGAGCCGCCGUCACUGUCGCCCAGGCUCGAAGCUGUCCAGGCCCGGGGGCGGGCGUGGCCGUGCGCGGGACCGCGGGGCUGGCCUGAGCUGUUUUCUCACUCUGAUUUCACCUGGAGGAAACUACCCAAGUAUACAGUGCAGAAUCCCCGGGCUUCCUGGUCUGGUCUGCUCGGUGGGCGAGAGCAGAGCCCAGCCCGCCCUCCUGCAGCGGCCCCGCCCCCUCCCCAGUCAGUUCUGCCCCCACAGGACCGCGGUCACUGCAGGUCCCAAAGCACAGGGGCUGCCAGCCGCGGGGCAGUGCCCAGGGCAGAGCUGCCUGUAGGACGGGCACGCUGCCCUGCGCCAGUGGUUCCUGUCCACGCCGCUGCCUGCUCACGCGCAGACUUGCCAGUCCGCUCGCAGUGGACAGUGUGCAAGGAAGCAGGUAGAUGACUUGGAGCGGUUUCGAGGUCGGCCCGCUCAGCGUCCCAGACACUGCUCUGUGCCGGCGGAGAGCCCGCCUGGCGUCCUGGCACAGUGCGGGCUCUGCCCCCGCCGUCACUUCACAGGCUCGCAGGGCGGGGGCGGCACAGACCAAUCACCCCGGGGGUCCUGCUGGAGGACGAGCAGCCUGCGCUGGGGGACCCCGGGCGCGGCUCUGCCUCCCCCCGCAGGGGCUUCCCGCACGGCCACUUCCUGCCUGCAGAGCGGACCAGGGCAGCAGUGUCUGUCAGCAAGAGGCGUGGCCCUUUGCCGCACUGUGCGGUCAGCUGUACAGCGCCCUCGGGCCGUAGCCACGUGCACUGCGCGCGCCCGGCUGUUCCUCCACCACACGCCGCGGUCCGGGGUCCGCUGUCAGGCGCCUGGGGUUGGGGCACUGCGCCAGGUGGCCGGAGAGCAUUUCCAGGUGUCCCGGGCACCCAGCAGGCGCCUGGAGUUCUACCCAGCUCUCGCACCGAAUGUCUAAACAUCGUUUCCCACGCGCGGCCGGGCAGAGGAAGCCGGGCCGGUGACACGGGGCGCCGGCGCGGCCCCUCCUGCUGCGCUCACCCGGCGCGGUGGCGUUUUAACCUAUGGAUAUCAUGCACCCUACACGAUCAGGUAACCAAAUUAUUUCAAGGCAGGAGCGAGUCGGGAUUCGGGGAGAGAGAGAACACGAGGCUUUUGCCCCCUGCGGCACAGGUGUUUUCUCUAGAAUGUUCUGUGCUGCCCGCGGUAACUGUACGACCUGGGGUCUGUAGAACUGACAGUUCCACACCUCCCCACGCUUGCCCCGGCAGGUGCACGGACAGGAAAUAGCUGAGGCUCCGCCCAGUAUUGUGCGAAUGUCCUCGCGCCCUCCCAAAGCAGAGGGACCGGCGUGCGGGACCCGCGCCCUCCUCCCGCGUGGUGGUCCUGGCGGACUCCACGGAGAGGGAGCCCCUCCCCCUCCCACGGUCGGUCUUCCCUGUGACCCGGGAGGGGGUGAGGGGGGACAUGCCGCCGUCCGCUGGGACUUGCGGUCCCCCCGCGUCUCCAGCUUCGCCCUGGUAAAACCGUGACAAGCAGCAGGCGCGAGAGGGAGGCUGCGGGGCGUCUUCCGUGGAAACGGACGGCACUCGAGCCGUGCGGGUGAGUGGGGGCUGCGGGGCCGCCGGCCGCGCGCAUCUCCAGUAGCGCUCGGCUCUCACUGAAGUACUGAGAAGUGCAAAGGAAAACAGCGGGCACUGGAGCAAUGCGGCGCACCCCGGUGAGCGCGGACUGUUGCCUUCGGCCCCCAGCGCGGCGCCGCAGCACUGUGCGACUGUACCGCUCUGUAGUUGUGUGUUACACUCGACUUCCGCGUUAGUUCCUGUACACCGAGCGCACGGGCACGCCGCCUACCAACAUACAGUUUUGGUGCUUAACAAUCUUCCUUUUCUUCAAUAAAGAUAUUUAUUUGAAUUAA